AAAAUUCCCAACCUUUCAACAACAAAAAAAAAAAAAUCCCAAUCAAGAGAAAACAAAAGAAAAGAGGCAACUGAGGAAAAAUAUCUAAUUCAGUUCUCCAAAAACAACUGAAAUGGCGCUUCUCUUUUCUGCGACAGGUUUCGUCCAUGGUACCAAAAUCAACCACCACGCAUUGUCACUCCCUAACUCUUUCUUCCUCCUCGGCUUCUCACUCUCCUCUCGCAACCUUUCUCACACGAACCGCUUAUUCUUCUCUCCGGUUCAUUUUCACCGUCGUCUAUCUCUGUCGUUUUCUCACGGGGCUGCGAAACCCGGCCAACCUCCUCCUUCUCCCCCUGAAUCCGACCCGACUCCUGGGCCGCCCCGGAUAAAGGGUCUUGCAGCAUCUUUCUCUAAAUUUCAAGAUAGAAUGCAGAUUUUUUUUGCUGUCCUCUUCUGGAUGUCUUUAUUCUUCUGGACUUGCGCGUGGGAUGAAAGGAAUAGACCAAACAAGGGCUCUCGAUUUAGAAGAUGACCCAGUAAGCAUAUACAGUAUUUGUAUAUAGUUGGUAGGAUUAAAUGGAUAGUGUUAGCAUACACAAUAAGAGGGAAGCAUUAUUAGUGCGGUAAGUAUAUGCUUGCCUACGAAAAAAAAAGGUUUAAUUGCUUCUUAAAGACCAGGGAUGAGAAUGAAUGGAAUGUGGAUCAAUGUUUCAGUUACUGUUUCAUGGGGUUUUUCUGAGCAAUCCUUGGAUUAUAGGUUUCUACAUCUAUUUGAGGACCAGUAUAUAGUGUAAUAUUACUACAUUUACUUGAAAGUAUGUUAUUAUUUUACUUAUGAAUAAUUGUCAAAGAUUUAGUUUUUUUAAUUAAAGUUUAUUGUAUACACCGGUUUAAUAUCGAUAUGUUACUUAUGAAACAUUCAAGUCUGCUGAUGUUGCACAUGGAGUAAAUAGUAAUGAUGAAUAAAAUAUUUAAGCAUGUUUCUUGAA
Humulus lupulus (European hop) is the source of this 971-nucleotide messenger RNA. RefSeq lists its product as uncharacterized. The record is from RefSeq and is a predicted model, not a curated record. Lineage: Eukaryota; Viridiplantae; Streptophyta; Magnoliopsida; Rosales; Cannabaceae. Bases 113 to 514 code for a protein of 133 amino acids. The transcript has 2 exons.